This is a messenger RNA of Triplophysa dalaica, 2829 nucleotides long. It is a transcript of the gene itih3b.2, whose product is annotated as inter-alpha-trypsin inhibitor heavy chain 3b, tandem duplicate 2. Lineage: Eukaryota; Metazoa; Chordata; Actinopteri; Cypriniformes; Nemacheilidae. The coding region runs from base 82 to 2769 and encodes 895 amino acids. The transcript is spliced from 21 exons. The record is from RefSeq and is a predicted model, not a curated record.
AAUGCCUGAUGACGUCCCGUCCUGUUGCUAUAUCAGCAGGAUUAUGUGCGUGUGUGUUGAGUUUUACUUUCUUGUGUCAGGAUGGAUCGAGCAGCGUUCAGGCUGAUUCUGUGGGGCUGCUUUCUCAUCUCUGUCUAUUCAUCUCCUGUUACAAGGGCACAAAAUGUGGAUGUUUACAGUUUCCACAUGAACUCUACUGUGACCAGCCGCUACGCCACCACAACCAUCACGAGCCGCGUGGCCAACAAACUGAAUGAAUCUCAAGAGAUCCUGUUUGAGGUGAAGAUACCCAAGAAUGCCUUCAUCAGCAAAUUCAGAAUGAUAAUAGAGGGAACGAGUUAUGAUGGAGUUGUGAAGGAGAAAGCAGAAGCUCAGCAGCAGUACACUCAAGCAGUAUCACGAGGACAAAGUGCCGGACUCAUCAAGUCUGUUGGAAGGACUUUAGAAGAGUUUAAAACAUCAGUGACUGUGGCCGCUCUCAGUAAAGUCACGUUUGAGUUGACCUACGAGGAACUGCUGAAGCGUCGCCUUGGCAAAUAUGAGCUGCUCAUCAACGCCCAACCCAUGCAGACAGUCACAGAUUUCAAGAUUGACGUUCACGUUCAUGAGAAAACAGGAAUUUCCUUCUUGGAGGUGAAAGGAGAUCUGAGCACCGAUGAUCUGACCAAUGCCAUCAAAACCACCAGAGCAGACAAAGAUGCAUGGGUGACCUUCUACCCCACUCGAGACCAGCAGACCAAAUGUAAAACUUGUGGUGAAAAUGGACUGAACGGAGAUCUGCUCAUCACAUAUGAUGUCGAGAGACAAAAUCCCAACGGAGAAAUGACGGUGUCAAAUGGGUAUUUUUUCCAUUCUUUUGCACCCUCGGAUGUUUCACGCAUCUCCAAAAACGUUGUGUUUAUUAUUGACCGAAGUGGCUCUAUGCACGGCAAAAAGAUGCAGCAGACUCGCUUGGCACUGCUGAAAAUUUUGAGUGAUCUUGGUGAGAACGACCAUUUUGGAUUGAUCACCUUCGACAGUAGAGUUGAUUUGUGGAAGCGUGAACUUCUCAAAGCCACCCAUGCAAACCUGGAGGAUGCAAAAUCUUUUGUGAAGAAGAUCACAGACAGAGGAGCUACGGACAUAAAUGCUGCAGUGUUAGAAGGAGUGGAUAUGAUCAAACGGCAUCCACGAGAGGGAACUACCUCAAUCCUGAUCCUUCUGACCGAUGGAGAUCCAACAUCAGGUGAAACUAACACUGAGAAGAUCACAGGGAAUGUGAAAGUGUCCAUCGGGUCCAAGUUUCCGCUCUAUUGUCUUGGUUUUGGAUAUGAUGUGAAUUUCGACUUCCUUACAAAAAUGUCGAUGGAAAAUAACGGAGUUGCUCGCAGAAUUUAUGAGGAUUCUGAUGCCGAUCUGCAGCUGCAGGGCUUCUAUGAUGAAGUUGCUGUCCCGCUCCUCACCGAUAUUCAACUAAAUUACAUCGGAGUGUCAAAUCUCACCCAGACCAGUUUCAACUUGUACUUCAACGGCUCUGAAAUUGUGGUGUCGGGUCAAAUCACAGACAACAGUGUGGAGAGCGUCACCACUGAGAUCAUCGCUAUAUCUAAAGGAAGUAAGGUGACGUAUCGUGACACUGUAACGGCAAAAGAUGUAAGUGAUGUCCAACCUGAACAUGACAAUUUCCUGGAAAGACUGUGGGCCUACCUCACAGUAAAGCAACUUCUGGACAGACAAGUUCUUCUUAAAGGUCCAGAAAAAGAGGCUUCAAAGAAAGAAGCUCUCAAUCUGUCCCUCAAAUAUCAGUUUGUCACAUCUCUCACCUCUAUGGUUGUCACCAAACCACAGGAAAAUCAAACUGAAGUUGCAGACAAACCCAAAGAAGGAGCGACACCACACAGACCUCCAGCACAGAGACCUGUUUCACAUGGGUUUGCGUUAUUAGCUAUUCCUGAAUGGAAACCACUUGAUUCUCAAAUGGUUGUUGCUCAAUUUCGUCCUGCAUCACCUGGUCAAAGGCAUCCUGGAUCAUCUGGUCGAAAAAGUUACAGCCACCCGGGAGGGGUUUUGGUUCCUGACCCACGCCUUACUAUGUUUCCUAAACAAAUGGCAAUGGUUGAUCCUCCUUCCGAUGAUACUGAUGGUGUUAGCAUGGACAUUGCUCCUGCAGUUCGGUUCCUGAUACCUGCUGAUGGUCAACCUAAACCACUUUGCUUUGACGUUCCUCUUCCUUUUAAACUCAAACUCCUACAGGAUUUUGCUUCAGAGUUUUCUAUGAAUGGGGAGUCUGUGGCAUCUAACAAUGGAUUCCAUCAAAUCAUCAUUCGUUACAAAACAAACCAUCACCUGACAAUAAAUACAAGCUCUAUCAGUUAUUAUGAUGGCCAGAAUAAUGUUCAGUAUCUGUGGGGUCAAGAACCGACCCAACAUACUCAAGAGGGAAUAAACUUGAUUCUGAAAAGCAAUGAAAUUGAUGUUACCAUGGGGAAUAUUCGUUUUGUUAUUCUACUCCAUAAGAAAAACGGUGACGUGUUUCUCUGGCCUGCAAUUUGGCAACAACCUAAAGGCGUGACUUUGUCAGGUAUUUUAGGCAAAGCCAAUAUAUCCUAUGCAGAGAUUCAGGGGUCCAACAAGUCAACUCUAAAGAUAAUGGACAAGGAUGUUAUGGUGUCUUUGGCCGAUGUGACAGACUACAGAUUCCAAUUUCCUCCAGUUAUCAAAUGUUGGCAUGUGCCUUUCAAGGCUGUGAUGAAAGGAGAGAUUUCUGACUUCACUGUUACUCAGCUGUAGUUUUUAAAAUUGUAUUGCUAUUAUGAUCACAGUUGAAUAAAGGUUAAAAGAAAAGAAUGA